UGUGAGCGCGAGUGUGCGCACGCCGCCACGGAGCCUCUGCCUUCGCCUCGCACCCUGCUCAGGGCAUCUGGAGAGCCUGGAAACGUGAACAGGCUUAAAGUAUGGCAUGUUGCAAAGAUGGUUUCUGCCAGGAAGGUACCAACGAUCGUCAAGUCCUGCGGAGUCAGUCUCGUCCUCCUGCACUUCUUGAGCCAGGCGACUUGUUUAAAUGAAUCCCCAGAACAGGGCGAAAAGGAGGAGAAAUUGUGCCCAGAAAAUUUUACCCGCAUCUUGGACAGUUUACUCGAUGGAUAUGACAACAGGCUGCGUCCUGGAUUUGGGGGUCCUGUUACAGAAGUGAAAACUGACAUAUAUGUCACCAGUUUUGGGCCUGUUUCUGAUGUUGAAAUGGAAUAUACAAUGGAUGUAUUCUUCAGACAGACAUGGAUUGACAAAAGACUAAAAUAUGAUGGCCCCAUUGAAAUUUUGAGACUGAACAAUAUGAUGGUAACAAAAGUAUGGACCCCUGACACUUUCUUCAGGAAUGGAAAGAAAUCUGUCUCACAUAAUAUGACAGCUCCAAAUAAACUUUUCAGAAUUAUGAGAAAUGGCACUAUCUUAUACACAAUGAGACUCACCAUAAGUGCGGAAUGUCCAAUGAGACUGGUGGAUUUUCCCAUGGAUGGCCAUGCAUGCCCUUUGAAAUUUGGGAGUUAUGCAUACCCAAAGAGUGAGAUGAUUUAUACCUGGACCAAAGGUCCUGAGAAAUCAGUAGAAGUUCCAAAGGAGUCUUCCAGCUUAGUUCAAUAUGACUUGAUUGGUCAAACUGUGUCAAGUGAGACUAUCAAGUCCAUUACAGGUGAAUAUAUUGUCAUGACGGUUUACUUCCAUCUCAGACGGAAGAUGGGUUAUUUUAUGAUUCAGACAUACAUUCCAUGUAUUAUGACAGUGAUUCUGUCUCAAGUUUCAUUCUGGAUAAAUAAGGAAUCAGUUCCAGCUAGGACUGUAUUUGGUAUUACCACAGUCCUCACCAUGACGACUCUGAGCAUCAGUGCCCGACAUUCUUUGCCCAAAGUGUCCUAUGCAACUGCCAUGGAUUGGUUUAUAGCCGUCUGCUUUGCUUUUGUAUUUUCGGCCCUUAUUGAGUUUGCUGCUGUCAACUAUUUUACCAAUGUUCAAAUGGAAAAAGCCAAAAGGAAGACAGCAAAGGCCCUCCAGGAACUUCCAGCUGCUCCAGUAUUGAGAGAAAAGCAUCCGGAAACAACUUUGCAGAAUAUGAAUGUGAAUGCAAACAUGAGAAAAAGAACAAAUGCCUUGGUUCACUCAGAAUCUGAUGUUGGCAACAAAACGGAGAUGGGAAAUCAUUCAAGCAAAACGUCCAUGGUCAUUCAAGGGUCUUCUGGAACCACAACACAGUCUUACCUAGCGUGCAGUCCAAACCCAUUCAGUCGUGCAAAUGCAGAUGAAACUAUAUCUGCUGCAAGAGCACUUCCAGCUGCUCCUCCUUCUACUCCCAGUGUAACUGGGCAUAUGCCCCAACAAGCAUCGGUUGGACCUGCAUCUACCCACCGUACAUUUGGAUCAAGACUGGAUCGAAUUAAGACCACAAUUAAUACUGUAGGGGCUUCUGGGAAGUUGUCAGCAACUAUUCCUCCCCCUGUUCCACCACCUUCUGGAUCUGGCACAAGUAAAAUAGAUAAAUAUGCCCGCAUUCUAUUUCCAGUAACUUUCGGGGCAUUCAACAUGGUCUACUGGGUUGUUUAUUUAUCUAAGGACACUAUGGAGAAAUCAGAAAGUCUAAUGUAAUUUUGUUGCUAUAGUAGUUUCCUAAAAGGUGGAGUUGAUGCAGAAUGUUUUUACAUUUAAGUUUUUAAAGAUAAUCAAUUAUUCUUUACUAAAAUAAAUAUCCUGUGAUUUUUUUUUCCAUUUUGAAAAUUCAAGACAGUUAUUGAGUGAGGUAAUUAAUUGCUCAGUGAAAGAAAGUGAGCUAUCUUUCAUUUCAGAAAGAUGAUUUAAAUAGAAUCAAUUCAGCAUUCAAAUUAGAUGGAAUACAGACCAUCCUGAAAAAUUGGACACAAGAAAUAGGGCUAUUAUAGAUAUGUGCUGCAUACUUACACAUUAAAAUUUGAGAACAGAUCACAACAUUUUUAAGAUGUACUUUGAAUACCAACUCGCUAUCCUAAAUUUCCCUGUGGCACUACCCAUAAUCAGACUUAUUUAUUGGAUAUCAUAUGCAAUGACUUUUGGAGAUCCCCUCAGAACCUAUAAGAAAAUAAUUUUUCUUGUCAAAGGAAACAUUUUAAUUGAAAAAAAAUCAAAUACUGACCAAUAGAUAGAAACUUCUGCUGCAUAAAUUAAAGAAAGUGAUCAGGGGAAAUGUUAUUACUGUCAUAUGCUAGUCAAACAAGACUUGACCACUGACUUGAAAAUUAGUGCUCUUAGCCAAAGUUUAAUUCACUGUAUAAAUUAUUUUUGAUAGAAGUUCAUUUGGUUAUGUAUUAUAGGUUAGUUACUACCAUGUUCCAGGCGCUAUGCUACAUAGUAUCUCUCUAGGAAAGCUCUUCAUCUUUAUCUACAACAUUACUUAAAUAUAUAGUAGAACAAUCAGCAAAUGCUAAUGAAUCAUAAACUAGCAGAGGAUAUUACAUCGUUCAACGGAAGAACUACAUUGAAAAUCUGGCAACAUACUAAAAACAUUGAGUUCUCAUAUUUAUGAAAUAUUUUGUGAACAGUUAUAUAUUUCUUAUAGUUGAUUUUGGGUAAUAAACUGUUAGUACAAAUUCAGCUAUCAAUUUUAUAAUAUAAUGAAAAUGUGGUACAAAUUGUCCUCUUAGUGAAAAAAGCAUUGUAUACCAUGAAAUAGCAAUCUGAGAAUUUUAAGACCUGAUUGUAUUUCUCAAAUUUGAUCAGAGUUACAGAGUCUUCAGAGUUAGAAAUGCAAUAUGAAGGUGGGGACAGAUAGCAUAAUGGUUAUGCAAGGAGAUUCUCAUGCCUGAGGCUUCAAAGUCUCAGAUUCAAUCCCCUGAACUCCUGAACCACAUAAACCAGAGAUGAGUAGUGCUCUGGUAAAAAAAAAUAAAAUAAUAAAAUAAAAUAAAAUAGAGAAAACAAAAGAAAGGAUAGGAAAGGAAAAGAAGUGAAAUGAAAUUUGAGGUAUUUCAGAUAUGUUCCCCAAUAUAGAUCUGUAUUAGUUGGUAAAAUGCUAACCAUUGGAGGAGUUUGUCUCCAUCAUUGGACUGUUUUGUGUUUAUUUUUUGAACAGUUUCUGUAAAACUUAAUAACUAAGAUGAGUGUUUUAAAUUUAAAAGAGUGGCAUAAUUAAAACAUUCUUUCCACAGGGUAGGAUGUCAUUAACUCUGUUAAGCAGUUUAUCAGUAUUGCCACGUUCAGACUGAUUUUUUUUUUUUAAUUAGGAAGGCUUAAGAACUUGAUUGGGUUUCUUACACCUGUCUUACACUGUGAAAUCUGGGUUUUGUUGGUGUUAUGUUAAUAGUAGAUUUUCCUUCUUUGUUUCUCUUUUUUCUAAAGUAGGUUCUGUGAAUUAUAAAUUUUGAUGUUUGGAGCAGUACCUUGCAAAGAGAACCUCUGUAUCUCUCUCUCUCUCUCUCUCUCUCUCUCUGAAUUAUAUUGAUUAAACUGAAUUAUAUUGAUUGAGUUUUUUCAGUUACUGAAUUACUUUGGAAUGGCUUCAUAUGAGACCUGUAAACUUUACAUAUGCCAAGUAUUAAUUGCAAGUCACAUCUGAGAAUUCUUUCUUGGCAUCUCUAUAAGCAUUUCCUAGACACAUCAACAAUUGUAAGGCUGAAAGAUGCAAUGAAAACCAUCCAGCCCAAACCUCAUUUACAAAUUGAUGCCAGUAACAUGAGGUCCAGUAACAUUUGUAUAUAUGUAUAUAUCUAAUAAAGAGUACUUCUACUCAA
Messenger RNA from Erinaceus europaeus (western European hedgehog), 3899 nucleotides. It is a transcript of the gene GABRA4, whose product is annotated as gamma-aminobutyric acid type A receptor subunit alpha4. Gene Ontology annotation, biological process: chloride transport; nervous system process; gamma-aminobutyric acid signaling pathway. The transcript is spliced from 9 exons. Lineage: Eukaryota; Metazoa; Chordata; Mammalia; Eulipotyphla; Erinaceidae. Gene Ontology annotation, cellular component: GABA-A receptor complex; neuron projection; dendrite membrane. The coding region runs from base 118 to 1785 and encodes 555 amino acids. Gene Ontology annotation, molecular function: inhibitory extracellular ligand-gated monoatomic ion channel activity; benzodiazepine receptor activity; transmitter-gated monoatomic ion channel activity involved in regulation of postsynaptic membrane potential. The record is from RefSeq and is a predicted model, not a curated record.